AUGAGUAGAGCGACUAAUGAUUUGAUUUCAAAGUUUAUUAUACUCCCCAAGGCCGUCAACAUAACAAAUCCCAAGCUUCUCCGGUUGUUUGAAACGUUCAAAUUGAACUAUGAUGAAUUUUUACCCACUAAAAAGCCAAGUUUUAUUGAUAAGAAUCCGUUUGAGUUCCAUUCCUCUUACAAUGGCAACCAGUCAUACGUCAACAACCCCAGACUAAGCGUCACGAAACUUCUCACAGAAAGUUGGUGUGAGCUACGAGACUACUACGAAGUAUAUUCGGGGUCGGUGAUGGAGCCUUCGUCGGAAGCACAGUCACUUGGUUCAAAGUAUCAUGAAGAGCUUGAGAUGGAAUCUUUUGAGAUCAUCAGUAUUGGAGAGUUCCAGAAGGUGCUCAGUGAAAUCUUCCCUGUUGAACAAUGCGAGCCUGGCUUUCGUGGUAUCAAAGACCCAGGUCUUGCAGAAAUAGCAUUUGAGCCUGAAAAUAUGUUAGCUUAUGAUUGGGCUGAGAGCAUAAUGUUUAAGCUAUAUAGUUUGAUGUUGAACUCCGAAACAAGGGAGUUACUUGUUCACGAUUACUUGGAUCUCACGCACCAGAAGUUGGGGCUCUCUCCCGACUCAGUGCUAAUAAGUGGCAUAAUCGAUCAUCUCAAGCUAGUCAAUGUUAAAGAUCCCCAAGAUUUUUCGAUGUUUGAAGAAAUCAAAGCUUUUCUUGACUUGAAAUUUGAUAAUGGAAUCGUGGACUUGGAUGCCCUCUUCCUAGGCUUAGAAAACAUUCUUCUGAGCUAUAAUGAGAUAUACAAAUUACAGAUAACUGAUGUGAAAACCAGAAGGUUCAAUAAAAUUCCUAACCAGGACUCGGUUUUGAAGUCGGCGUACUUACAAGUUUCCUACUAUAAAGAGUUCUUCGAGAGGCUAUCACAGGAUUCAAAAUAUACUUACGAGCUGUUGUGUACUAAUGCUAUGAUACGACACCACGAUUUGGACAAACCACUCCAUCCAAUCAUUUUGUUCAGUCUCUUACGAAAGUACCCUGAAUUAUUUCUCAAUGACUUCAAAUCUAUCGCAAAAGGGUCCUCCAUUGGACAUGUACCAUAUAGUUCUGAGUUUAAAGAAUUUGAUGGGUAUGAUUUCACUGACAUUCUCACGCCAGAAAUCUUAAAAAGUCUUGAACAAAUUGACGACUUCAACUACAAGUCGAUCCUCAGUACCGAUAUCCUUCGCAAGUGGGAACGUCCUUUGACCUUACGGUACUUUGCUGCCAGAAGCUCUCAAUUCUUUAAUCUUUUCAAACCAUUUAACUCAGAUUUGAUCUCAAUUGAGUAUCACAACGUCAGAACAAAGUUUAACUUCAAAACCAUCAAAUACAAAUUCAACAAAGACGACUUGGAAAACUCAGUUGUAUCGUCAUCGAAUUUCUGGAAUGGUACCUCGAGUCCCAGAGUUGUAGAUGACUUGAGCAAGUGCAAGUACUGCGAUUUCAAUACUAAAUGCUCAGUUCCCAACCAGGAUAUGAAAUACUUCGGACACAAACUUAGUAACUUUUUGAACCAAGGCUAG
Molecule: messenger RNA, 1557 nt
Organism: Yamadazyma tenuis ATCC 10573
Lineage: Eukaryota; Fungi; Ascomycota; Pichiomycetes; Serinales; Debaryomycetaceae
Gene: DEM1
Product: Dem1p
Biological process (GO): interstrand cross-link repair
Cellular component (GO): mitochondrion; nucleus
Molecular function (GO): single-stranded DNA 5'-3' DNA exonuclease activity
Source: RefSeq, a predicted model, not a curated record